This is a messenger RNA of Oncorhynchus keta (chum salmon), 1380 nucleotides long. RefSeq lists its product as uncharacterized. NCBI's taxonomy places the organism in Eukaryota, Metazoa, Chordata, Actinopteri, Salmoniformes, Salmonidae. The transcript is spliced from 4 exons. The coding region runs from base 142 to 1380 and encodes 412 amino acids. The record is from RefSeq and is a predicted model, not a curated record. Gene Ontology annotation, molecular function: RNA binding.
UUUCACUUUCCAUUUCUUGAGAACCGAGAAUAAUCUCUCUCAGAUUUGCAAGCAAUAGUUCGUCAUUUUGCUCUGAUAACAUAUCUCGUUUCAUAUUUGAAUAUAGGACAAACGCACACAAAAGAAAGAUAAAUAACAAGGAUGGCGAAGGAAGGUGGAACGGUCAGAGUGUGUGGGUUACCCCUAGAUAUCAGUAAAAACAGACUGAUCGACAAGUUCCACAUUCAUUUCCUGAGGAAGAGGAAUGGAGGAGGGGACAUUUCAUCUGUCACGGUCUCCAAGACAACGCCUGGCUCUGCCUUCAUUACCUUUGAGGACAGUGAAGUGGCUCGGAGAGUGGCUGAACAUCAGAAUCACACAUUAUCAGUGAAUGACAAGCAAUAUGAGCUAAGUGUGAGUUUGCACAGCAAAGAAAUGGACCCAGAUGAGCUCUUUGUGGAGACAGCUGUGACAGUGGACUACAGCAAAUUGAAUGGGGGAAAAACAUCGAUAUCUGACAUCCUCAAAAAUGCCUGCGACAUAAAAUGCACCUUUCACGUUCAUGCUGACCUCUGCACUUUCAAAGGUCGCUACACAGAAGUCCAAAUCCUGACCAAGUGUCUGCUGAGACUUUUCAAUUCACAGACCUCAAAAGAUGUCCAUUCCCUUAAAGCUGAGGCCACCAAGGAUGACAAAAGAUACAACUAUGCUCAUAGACAAACAGAAAGACAGCAGGACACUGACACCCCAGGACAGGCCAACGGACAGGAUCUGGGGAAAUGUUCCAGUAGAGCCUCUGAGAGUAAUCGUGCCCUUCUUCAAGAAUCUUACACCAAUGAUAGAAAGGGGGCGGAUGCAUUGUACACAUCAUACACCAAUCAUAGAGAGGGGGCGGGGGCAUUGCAUACAUCUUACAUCAAUGACAUAGAGGAUGCAGUGGCAUUAGAGAAGGGAACCUUAACGGAGGACUUCUCAAUGGUCAUAGACUCAGACAUCUUCCGAUACCUCCGAAAGCACUGCUCGGCUGAGUACCAGAACAUCCUCGACAGGCAUGGAGUAGAGAUACUGGACGUCACCACCAGGGAUAUCACCACCCUCUAUCUGCAGCUUAAGACUGGGGCCACUGGGCGAGGGGUGGAGCGUCUAAGGCUUGCGCAUGGGGAGCUGGGCUGGCUGUACCAAGACAAAGAGGCCCAACUUCGCAAGGAGCAGUUGGUUAAGGAAAGCUUCCCCAGGUUGGGGCUCCAGCAGGCUUUUAAAGCCUUAACGCAGAGAUUCACAAAGCUGCUGAUCAAUGAAGACAACUCCAAUGUCUAUCUGGUGGGCAGUGGAAGUGACGUGUCGGAGGCCAAGCAGUUCCUAAUGGACACGCAAGGGACAACAAAGGAGCACGGUCAAUAG